Capsicum annuum is the source of this 1218-nucleotide messenger RNA. Its product is annotated as ankyrin repeat-containing protein At5g02620-like. Bases 248 to 973 code for a protein of 241 amino acids. Gene Ontology annotation, molecular function: protein phosphatase 1 binding; protein phosphatase regulator activity. The record is from RefSeq and is a predicted model, not a curated record. Lineage: Eukaryota; Viridiplantae; Streptophyta; Magnoliopsida; Solanales; Solanaceae. The transcript is spliced from 3 exons. Gene Ontology annotation, cellular component: plasma membrane.
UCCCACAGGUGGGGUAUGGGGAGAGUAGAGUGUAUGUAAAUCUUAUCCUUACCACAGAGAAAUAGAGAGACUAUUUCAAAAUCCAUGCAAUUUGAUGGUCGAGAAGCGAAACAUGACAAGUAAAAGUGAACGGAGGGAAUAUAUUAUUCUAAAACAAAGACCUAGAUAAGUCUUAAUUUCUAUAUAAUAAUUCACUCUGAGAAAGCAAAAACUCACAAGAUCAUAAUCUCCUAAAUCAAAAAAAGUAAUGGAUCGAAUCCUGUACACUGCUGCGACGAAAGGAAUUACAGGAAAUGGUGAUUUUUCACUUGCUGAUUAUCGAAAUAGGGAUGAAGCAAAUGGGUACCAGGUCACUCCAAAGGAUUGUGCGGCAUCACUGUGGGAAUGGAACAAAUCAUUAUGCGAGGAAACUGACAAAUGGGAUUGGAAUCCACUGCAUUAUGCUGUUAAACUAGGAUUUAGAGUAGUACUUCGUAAAAUGCUGGGGUGGAAGACAUCAUUAGCCUACACUCACGCAGGCAAUGGAAAUGACUGGGCAACAUCAAUUCAUAUUGCAGCCAAUGAAGGUUAUGUAAACAUGAUAUGUGAGCUAUCAUUUCACUGUCCAGAUAGCUUGGAAACGCUUAACAACAAUGGCCAAAAUGCUCUUCAUGUUGCCAUAUCGAAUAAUAAACUAAGACUAAUCAUAUUCUUAUUGAAUUCUAAAAAAUCUGAUUACCUUAUUGACGAGCCAGAUAACGAUGGCAACACUCCUCUCCAUUUGCUUGCUGCCUCUGGCUGGAUAAGUGUGCCUGCUAAAUUAGAAAGACAUGCCAGUACAAAGAAGGUGUUAAUUAACAAAGAAAACCAGACUCCACUUGACAUAUCAGAGUCUAGCACAGAGAUAACACAGCUGGCGAAACGGACAUUCAAGCGGAAUCUUCGCUAUUGUCGAUUAGGACGGCGUGAUUUUGAGAUAAAUGGAAGAAAAUGAAGAAGCAACUCAAAUACAUCUAGUAGUUGCCACACUACUAGUUGGCGUGACCUUCACAGCAGGUUUCACCUUACCGGGAGGUUUUGAAAGCGAUCUCAAUAGUUCUAAUAAAGGGAUGGCGAUUCUAAUAAGGGAAACAGUGUUCCGUGCAUUUGUUGUCUCAGAUACCAUUGCCUUUACAUGCUCUACAUUUGCUGUACUCUUCUACUUCUACAUUGCGAUAAAUGCAGCAAUUGGAAAAGAAU